AUGGCGGCGCCGGCGACGCUGCGCUCGGCGGCGGCGCGGGCGCGCGCGCGCGCAGCGGAGCUCGUGGGAGGGCGGUGGCCGCAGCGGCGCCUGGGGACGACGUCCGCCGCGGAGACGGAGAGCAAAAAGGACAAGGAGGAGGAGGAGGGGGCCGGGGCCGGGUGGGAGCUCUCGGCGGCGCGGGAGUACUACGACUACCGCAAGUCCAUCUACGGCGACGUCACGCACCGCGCCCUCCUCGUCGACGCCGUCGGCACCCUCGUCGUCCCCGCCCAGCCCACCGCGCAGGUGUAUAAGAGCAUUGGUGAGAAGUAUGGAGUGAAGUACUCGGAAGAUGAGAUCUUGAUGAGAUACAGGCGGGCGUACGAGAAACCAUGGGGUGGAUCACGUCUCAGGUAUGUGGAUGAUGGGAGACCCUUUUGGCAGCACAUAGUCACUUCUUCAACAGGCUGUUCAGAUGCACAAUACUUUGAGGAACUUUAUCAGUACUUUAUGACAGAAAAGGCCUGGAAGUUUUGUGAUCCUGAUGCUGAAAAUGUAUUUAAAGCUUUAAGGAAAGCUGGUGUUAAAACUGCCGUUGUCUCCAAUUUUGAUACCCGUCUACGACCACUUCUGCAGGUCUUGAAAUGUGACCACUGGUUUGAUGCAGUUGCAGUCUCUGCAGAGGUUGCAGCAGAGAAGCCAAAUCCAAUAAUAUUUUUGAAGGCUUGUGAGCUCUUAGGUGUGAAGCCUGAAGAAUCUGUGCAUGUUGGCGACGAUCGUAGAAAUGAUAUAUGGGGAGCCAGAGAUGCAGGCUGUGAUGCCUGGCUCUGGGGCAGCGAUGUUCGAUCCUUCAAGGAGGUCGCGGAGCGGAUCGGUGUAGAGGUGAGGAAGUGA
Molecule: messenger RNA, 876 nt
Organism: Miscanthus lutarioriparius
Lineage: Eukaryota; Viridiplantae; Streptophyta; Magnoliopsida; Poales; Poaceae
Source: the annotation of a GenBank genome assembly